AUGGAAGAAAUAUUAAAUAGAAUAUCCAAUCAAUCUGAUUCAAUUUUAAGCUUAAAGAGAAAUCCAGGACAUUCGAGUUAUCCUGUUAAAGCUGCGUUAGGGGAUAUUGAUAUUUUAGAUUAUUUGAGGGAUGGUGAGGAAAGUGAGGUGAGGUUAUUUGGUGGUGGUGAUGAUGAUAAGGCGAAUGAUAAGAAUCUACUCACUUUAAAUCCAACCAAUCAUAAUAAACUAGACAAUGAAAUGGAUAUUGAUAUAAAUACUCUAUUAGACGCUGCUAUAAAGAUAAUAAAUGAUUAUAAGCAACUUCCACGUACUAUUAAUCAUAUAAAUAAUCUAAAAGUGCUUGUUGAGGAGACAAACACGGGGAUUAACAAAUAUCAGCGUGUUAUUCAAUCACCUUUGGAUAGUAAUUUGGAUACAGAUGAGUUUAAAUCUGAUAUUGAAACUCCAAAUGAUUCUAACACCGAAGAACUAAUCAAAGUUCAAUCAACUCACGUUAGAAACCUUGAAUCUCACCUAUCUGCUAUCAAAGAUCGUAAAGAUUUCUUACAAUCAUCUUUGAACGAAAAGAAGUCUCAAUUUCAUUCACAUUCACAUAACAAACAACCUCUAACUCCAAUCCAACUUCCUUUACGUCAAUUGAAAGAUAUUCAACGUCGUAAUAAUACUCCACGUAAACCAAAACUUGCAACUGUUCGUAGAGAGCAAGACUUAUUCAAAUCCAUACCAAAAGAUGAUGAUUCUUUCAAUUUGGGUGGUGAGGAGACACUCAACACUUCAACUCUCCUUGGUAAUACACCGCAAAUGAAUUUAGUUCCAUCAACUCCAAUCCCUGAUGGUGCAGCAGCUGCAAAUGAUGAUAUACUCUCUCAAAUGGAUACUCCAAUCGAGACAAAGAAUGUACCAACUAUAACAAAUCGCUCUACCAUACCAACUACAACAAAGCACUCUACCACACCUACAGACACACCUGCAGACACAACUAAACACGAAAAAUCAAAUACACAAACUCCAACACACACUCCCAAACACAAAUCACAAACAUCCACACCCGCACCACCACCCACCCAACAAACUCAACACAUUGAACUCACACCAGAGGUAGAAGCUGCGAUAAAUUUGAUUUGGGAUGGUUUUGGCGAAGCGAUAAGAACACCAUCCACCAAUGGAGGCAAACCGGAUCUCGCGCAGAUGCUACAUAUGCUCCAGGUGACAGUGGAUAGUGUUCCAGCUGCGCAUGUGGACGGCAGCAACCCCAGUAAUUCACCCACACACUCCCUCCUCAGCAUCACAUCCUCACUCACCAAGGAAACUAACAGUUUGAGUCCGCAGACGGCAGCAAGUGCAGCACUGCUACUCAAGCUUCUCAUCACACCUGCAAAUCGACUACCUAUGCAGGAUGCUAAAGACCACCUCGCUCAUCUCGUCAAUCAGAGAGGAUGGCCUGCUGAGCUCACCACCAAGUCCAUCUACGCCCUUGUCGGUAAACGCCUCCUCCAACUUGACAGGAAAGGUGCUUCUGCGACGCUGCGAUUUAGGAUUUGA
Molecule: messenger RNA, 1545 nt
Organism: Wallemia ichthyophaga EXF-994
Lineage: Eukaryota; Fungi; Basidiomycota; Wallemiomycetes; Wallemiales; Wallemiaceae
Exons: 2
Coding region: 1-1545 (514 amino acids)
Source: RefSeq, a predicted model, not a curated record